UUUCUUCAAUCUCCUUUUAGUUACCAAGCCUACUAAAAAUUCAAAUGUCAAAAUGUGUCAACUGAAGUGAAUAUUGUAAUAUUAUUUUCUUAUAAUAUAAAAGGAGAAGAAUAUUAUUUUCAAAAUGAAUGUUCAUAAAUUGUGGGAAUACAAAGAGUACAUCAACGUGAAUGGAAUGAUGUUUAAUAGCGAACUAAUAUCAUUACUCCAAAACUCGUUGACUUUGCUUCAAGUAGAAAACCAUUUCACCCAUAUACAAUACUGGGGACAGAUUUACGCCGUUGAUUUUGACUACCACAUCGCAGUCGGAAUUACUAAUGACGCAGUGGCAGACAGAAAGUAUUUUUAUACAACAGAUUUUAAAUUCUGGGGGCUGCUCCCUAAGCCAAAGAAGAAAUAUAAACAACUAUCGUUAUUAACAACAUUCCCAUUCCGUGGCGACACCUCUCUAAAAAUUAAGGUACUAGACGAAUCAUUAGAGGAAAACAAUCCCUAUAGAUGUCGCUUUAUGAAAGAAGAGUGUCGUUUGGCCGCAACAAUCAGUAAUAUUUGCGACGAGGCUGAAAUCUGCGCUAGGGGCCAGCUGAUCAAGCAGCCUGAUGGAACUGUUGUUAUAAAUCCCAAUUUCUACGGCUUAACAAGGCCCGAAGCAAGUUUUCUCAAGUCCUACCUCCAUAUCAGACCAGCACAACAACGCUGGAACACAAAUCUGCUUACACGACAAGAUUAUAAUUACAGCAUGGACUUUUUGGACUCCAUUGAUCAAGACAUACCGAAUGGGUGUUGGAAUUUGUCAUUGGAACAGUCUGGAUCCAUUGCCUAUUUAAAGAAUUUGUAUUGGCCCGGUAUGAUGUUCUUCCAUAAAAUAAAAACUCCUGACGCUGGUUUUUUGUACGUAGGAAAUGGUUACAAGAAUUUAGAUGUACCGUUCCUUCUAUAAUUUUCUAGUAAUGAUAUGUUUUCUUCGAAAAAAUUACACUAAUAUAUUAUUUCUUCAAUAA
Manduca sexta (tobacco hornworm) is the source of this 1001-nucleotide messenger RNA. It is a transcript of the gene Rsph9, whose product is annotated as radial spoke head protein 9 homolog. The record is from RefSeq and is a predicted model, not a curated record. The transcript has a single exon. Gene Ontology annotation, cellular component: axoneme. Bases 125 to 940 code for a protein of 271 amino acids. Gene Ontology annotation, biological process: axoneme assembly; cilium movement involved in cell motility; motile cilium assembly. Lineage: Eukaryota; Metazoa; Arthropoda; Insecta; Lepidoptera; Sphingidae.